AUGGAACCGCUGCAGCAGCAGCCACCACAGCAGCAGCCACCAAACCUAGCUCCUCUGGGGAUGGAUGCCAGAGAGAAGCAGGGACAGCAGAUAAGAGAAGCCCAGUUCUUAUUUGCCCAGAAGCUGGUCACACAGACUCUCCUUUCUGCCACACCUGGGCGGCCUUCUGGCAGCCCUUCCCUGGGUCCCUUAGCCAGAGUUCCUUCAGCCACAGCAAUGACCCGAGUUUUUGAACGGAGCAACGCAAACUCAGAGCCUAAGGAAGAGGAGGGAGGCUUGGAAGAUGAGGAUGGGGAUGAUGACAUUGUAGAGGUGGCUGAGAAAGAGGCCCAGGCCGCUUCAAAAUAUUUCCAUGGGCAGAAAGUUGCUCGCCAAGACCCCAGAGUGGCACCCAAAUCUGGUCUCCUUCCAGCACCAGGGCUCCCACCACAUGGACAGCAAGCUCAAGAAGACCAUACCAAAGAUGCUGCUAAGGCCCCACCUUCAGUCUCCACAGCUGGGCAGCCAGGCUGGAAUCAGGAUGAGCAUCUCAAGCAGAAUGGUGGUUUGGCUUGGAGUGAUGAUGCAGAUGGAGGCCGAGGAAGAGAGAUCUCUCGAGAUUUUGCCAAGCUGUAUGAACUGGAUGGUGAUCCGGAAAGGAAAGAAUUCCUGGAUGACCUCUUCAUCUUUAUGCAGAAGAGGGGGACCCCUAUCAACCGAAUUCCUAUCAUGGCCAAGCAGAUCCUAGACCUGUAUAUGCUGUACAAGCUGGUGACAGAGAAGGGUGGCCUAGUGGAGAUCAUCAACAAGAAGAUAUGGAGGGAGAUCACCAAAGGCCUGAACCUGCCCACAUCCAUCACCAGUGCUGCCUUUACCCUGAGGACCCAGUACAUGAAGUACCUCUAUGCUUACGAGUGUGAGAAGAAAGCCUUGAGCUCCCCAGCUGAGCUCCAGGCAGCCAUUGAUGGCAACCGGCGGGAGGGCCGCCGGCCCAGCUACAGCUCCUCCCUCAUUGGCUACUCACCCACUGCCACAGCUGCUGCCACCAGGGCCCCGGCCCUUCUCUCCACACCCAAGAUCCGCUUCCCCGUCCUUGGGCUGGGCUCCAGCAGUGCUACCAGUGGCAGCAGCCCUCGGGUAUUCCCAGCAACUACUCUCAGGAAAGGUGAUGGAGUCCCGGUGACAACAGUACCUGUGCCAAAUCGUCAGGCUGUGCCCAUGACCCUGACAGACCAGCAGGCUAGUACCCGGAUGGCCACGCUGGAGCAGCUGCGGGAACAGCUGGAGCCAGGAGAGCCCCCUGGGAAGAAGGCUUCCAGGCUGUCUGAGGAGGAGCAGCGCCUAGUGCAGCAGGCCUUCCAGCGCAACUUUUUUAGCAUGACCCGGCAGCUACCCAUGAAGAUCCGGGUCACUGGCAGGGAAGACAGAUCAGAGGCCUCAGCUACAGCACUGAGUCUGACCUCGGGCAGCAUUGGGAGCAUUAACAUGUCUGUGGACAUCGAUGGCACCACCUACGCAGGUGUGCUGUUUGCCCAGAAGCCUGUGGUCCACCUCAUCGCAGGGUCUGCUCCCCAGAGCAGCAGCAGCAGCAGCAGCAGCAGCAGUUCUCACUGCUCACCAAGUCCUACCUCAUCACGGGGCACCCCCAGUGCAGAGCCCUCCACCAGUUGGUCCCUCUGA
This is a messenger RNA of Pipistrellus nathusii (Nathusius's pipistrelle), 1659 nucleotides long. NCBI's taxonomy places the organism in Eukaryota, Metazoa, Chordata, Mammalia, Chiroptera, Vespertilionidae. The record is from the annotation of a GenBank genome assembly.